Messenger RNA from Penaeus vannamei (Pacific white shrimp), 1665 nucleotides. The record is from RefSeq and is a predicted model, not a curated record. Lineage: Eukaryota; Metazoa; Arthropoda; Malacostraca; Decapoda; Penaeidae.
AUGGAGAUAUAUAAGAACUUUGUAAAUCAUGCAACAGCCCUAAUACUGGAACCUGCACAUACGACUGCACCAGGAAUGGAGACAAUAUCCAAGUCUGUUGUGAAGGUGAGGAAAAAGAAAAGCCAAUCACUCAUUUUUUUCAUCGCGGGUCGUUGUUACCUGUCCAUGAAAGUAGGGAAGGUGGCUGCAACUGUCGUAGGAGGAAGCAUGAUCAUUAUGCAGCUGGCAGCUCACAAAGGAUACAUCAAAGUCGACUGGAACCGCCUCAACAAAGACCUCGAGAAGAACGCCAAGAAGCUGAAACGGGAAGUGGAAUCCAACGUAAACGGCAGUGCAGCAGAUCAGAGCACAAUGAAAGAUGCAGCACGUCGCCUAGAUAGAAAGCUUGAAAAGGCAGCUGAAAAGUUAGACCGCAAACUUGGGCAAGCAGAACAAAAGGCCGACUGGUGGUUUAGCAAGAAAUUUGACUCGGCGAGAAAAAUGUACCGGAAGCACGUGCUGGGGGACUCUAGCAACAUUACCGUAGAUGAACUUUAUAUGCUCAACAUGUAUAUUAUGGCAUUUUCUGUAGGAACAAUGCUUGGUGUGGGAACAGGGAAGGUGAUAUGAACUUAUUAAACAGGAAAGCAUUGGAUCGUUAUUUCUCACAUGGCUGUGUGAUGUAAAGGGCCUUUGCAUUGCUAUAUUUACCGUGUGUAGCAAGGUCUAACAGUCCUUUUUUAUUUCUUCCCGGUACUUUUUUUUUUUUUAUCAAGGUUAUAGAUCAGUGUGAGACAUGCAAUGCAGGUAUAUAUAUGUAUAUAUUAUUAUAUUUUUUUUCAUACAUUGUCUUGAUGGAAAAAAGUGUGAUAGGGGACAUGGUACGUAUUCACUUCAGUAUCAUAACUUUUUUUUAUUCAAGUUCCCUUUAAGUUGCUGAGAUAGAUUGAUUUUGCAAGCUUUAAGGACCAUCUUCCUCAAGAGGAAAAAUAAUCAUAUCUUCCAGAGCACCUUAGCAUCUACCUUCCGUCACUUAGCAUACAAAUGUUCAUGUAUAUCUAUAUAUAUUUACUGUAUACUCAAUACUGUAUAUCUGUGAAAGCAUGGGUUAUUAACAGAAAAUGCUGAUAUGAUCACAGAUGAUUUAAUCAAUUAUAGGUCCUGGUGCAGUUCUUUAGUUUGCCAAUGUAGGUUUUCCGUUGCAUAAGAGACAUAGCUGUAGUCAUUCCUUUAUCAAUUUGAUUUUACCUUCUAGCAAUUCCAACUGAAGUUUUCAAGAGUGUGUCAGUAAUCCAGUGAUCUACUCUAAAUGCAUUCUAGUCGAUUGUAUUACAUUUUAUAAUGAAGUAGUAUUAACGAACGAGUAUUUAAUUUUCCAUUGUUGAAUUGUGUUUAUUAACCCAUUCCCAACCUUUGUGUUUAUUUAAAUUGUCAUCCUGUGUGUGUGUCAGUUUUCAAAUAUUAUGACCAAAAUAUCAGGAAAAAAAAAAAAAUCCUUGUUUUAGUGGUAUUAAACAGAACAUAGAAAAAAUAAAUCUGAAACAGGUAUGUGAAUUAAUACAUAUACCGUGUAUUGUGAUGACAGGUGAGUGAUGUUAUAGUCACAAUGAGUAAUAAGUGUCUGGUUUGUGAUUAGUAAGAUGUCACUAUGAAAAAAGAAUGAAAAUAAAAAGUAAAACCAAAAAA